CGUCAUGACAAGUGACUAAUUUUUACAUCAAAAAUGGCGAAUGUUGUGCAUGUUGUGUAUUUUCACUAAACACUUUCAUUGUUAUUAUGUUUGGUUAUGGGUAAUCGUAAACACUUUUGUUAAAUAAUUGUGACUUCAAAUUGUAUAUUUACGUUUUCUGUUCCUUAACAGAAAAAAAAAUGACGACUGACAAAAUUAAAGUUGCUGUCAGGGUCCGUCCUUUCAACAGGAGAGAAAUAGAAUUAGGAACACAAUGUGUUGUGGAAAUGAAAAAACAGCAAACCGUCCUCCAACAACCCUCUGGUCUGGACAAAUUAGACAGAAAACAGCCCAAGACAUUUGCUUUCGAUCAUUGUUUUGAUUCUAUUGAUCCAAGUAGAGAUAACUAUGCAUCACAAGAAAAUGUAUUUGACUGUUUGGGUCGUGAUAUAUUGGAUAAUGCAUUUCAAGGCUACAAUGCAUGCAUUUUUGCAUAUGGACAAACAGGCUCGGGAAAGUCCUAUACUAUGAUGGGAACCCAAAAUUGUAAGGGUAUUAUACCGCGUCUAUGUGAUAGUUUAUUUGAUCUCAUUGCUAAACGACAAAGUGAUGAACUUUCAUACAAAGUUGAAGUUAGCUAUAUGGAAAUAUACAAUGAAAAGGUGCAUGAUUUAUUAGAUCCUACAACCACAAAGCAAUCAUUAAAAGUGAGAGAACAUAAUGUUUUGGGGCCCUAUGUAGAUGGUUUGUCCCAAUUAGCAGUAAAGUCAUUUGAAGACAUUGAUAACUUAAUGGCAGAAGGAAAUAAAUCUAGGACAGUUGCUGCUACAAAUAUGAAUAGCGAAUCAUCGAGAUCACAUGCUGUAUUUACAGUUAUUUUAACACAGACCCUUACAGAUACUAAAACAGGUGUGAGUGGUGAGAAAGUGAGCCGAAUGUCCCUUGUGGACCUUGCCGGUUCGGAACGGGCUGUGAAAACGGGGGCUGUGGGGGAAAGAUUAAAGGAAGGUUCUAAUAUUAAUAAAUCAUUAACUACCUUGGGUCUAGUCAUUUCAAAGUUAGCAGAUCAAUCUUCAGGGAAAAACAAAGAUAAGUUUGUUCCAUAUCGCGAUUCAGUUUUAACAUGGCUCCUUAAGGACAAUUUAGGCGGUAAUAGUAAGACAGUAAUGGUAGCCACAAUCUCUCCUGCUGCUGACAAUUUUGAAGAAACGUUAUCAACAUUAAGAUAUGCAGACAGGGCCAAGAGAAUUGUUAAUCAUGCUGUUGUUAAUGAGGAUCCAAAUGCUAGAAUAAUUAGGGAAUUACGACAGGAAGUAGAGACCUUAAAAGAAAUGUUAAAACAUGCCACUGGUUCACCCGACAUAUACAAAAAGUUAAAUGAAAGUGAAAAAUUAUAUAAAGAGAUGUCUCAAACCUGGGAAGAAAAGUUAGAGAAAACAGAGCGCAUUCAAAGUGAAAGACAACAAGCAUUGGAAAAAAUGGGAAUUAGCGUACAAGAUUCAGGGAUAAAAGUAGAAAAAAAUAAAUAUUACUUGGUUAAUUUAAAUGCUGAUCCAUCACUCAACGAAUUACUUGUGUAUUACCUCAAAGAAAAGACAAUUGUUGGCAGUAAAGAUGCAGAUAUACAAUUGUCAGGUUUGGGAAUUCAGCCUGAACAUUGUAUAAUGACUAUAGAGGAUGGUGGUUUAUUUAUGGAGCCUCUUGCCAAUGCACGGUCAUUUGUUAACGGAUCUCAAAUUACUACUCGUACAGUUCUUAAAAAUGGCGAUAGAAUCGUGUGGGGGAAUCACCAUUUCUUCCGUGUCAAUUGCCCUAAAGUUUCCUCUGAACCGCAAACUCCUGCCCAAUAUAUUGAUUAUAACUUUGCUAGAGAAGAACUAAUGCUCAAUGAACUCAGUAAUGAUCCUAUUCAAGCGGCUAUUGCUAGACUUGAAAAGCAGCAUGAAGAGGAUAAACAAGUUGCUCUAGAAAAACAACGAUUAGAAUAUGAAAGACAGUUUCAGCAGUUGAGAAAUAUAAUGUCACCUACUACCCCAUACCCUCCUUACUCCUACGACCCGCUGAGAUUUGUCAAACCAGCCCCAUGUACCCCCACCACGCAAAUGAGAGUUGAGAAAUGGGCACAAGAGAGAGAUGAAAUGUUCAAAAGGAGCAUAGGUCAGCUUAAAGCUGAUAUUGUGAGGGCCAAUGCACUUGUACAAGAAGCAAACGUUCUUGCAGAAGAAAUGGGAAGACAAACUAGAUUCAGUGUGACAUUGCAAAUUCCUCCUGCAAAUUUGAGUCCAAACAGAAAGAAAGGAUCAUUUGUAAGUGAACCUGCUAUAUUGGUGAAACGGGUAAAUUCUCCCAGUCAGGUGUGGAGUAUGGAAAAAUUGGAAAACAAGUUGAUUGAUAUGAGAGAACUUUAUGAAGAAAGGAAAGAACAUAACAUUCCUCUCAGAGAUCCAAUUCCUCCAAACUGUAUGGAUCCGUUCUAUGAGUCCCAGGAACACCAUAAUCUUAUAGGCGUAGCUAAUAUAUUUUUAGAGGCUCUGUUUCAUGAUGUUAGAUUAGACUAUCACACUCCCAUUAUUAGUCAACAGGGAGAAGUAGCUGGGCGGUUACAGGUGGAACUGAGUCGUGUUGCUGGUAUGCUCCCUCAAGACAGGAUAUGUGAAGCAGCUUCAGACAGCUCAAGUGACAGCACAUAUGAUGACGAUGACAUUAAUACCAGUAAUCAAAUAACUUGUCGCGUCCACAUUAAGCAAGCUUCGGGUCUACCCUUAUCUUUGUCACAUUUUGUGUUUUGCCAGUAUACUUUCUGGAACCACCCUGAUCCUAUUGUUGUUCCGCCCCCUGUUGACCCAGAAUUGCACGAGAAUGUCUUCAAUCCUGGUCAAAAAGAUACCAUGACAUUCCGAUUUGACCAUGUCAAAGAUUUUACUGUUCCUAUUACAGAAGAGUUCGUAGAACACUGUGCAGAAGGUGCUCUUUCGAUAGAGGUUUGGGGACAUCGAAGUGCCGGAUUCACCCGAACAAAACCAGGUUGGGAAGUAGAACAGCAACAACUGGCUAAAGCCCGUUCGUUGGCCGAUCGGUGGUCAGAACUUACAAGAAAGAUUGAAUUAUGGGUUGAAAUACAAGAACUUAAUGAUCAAGGCGAAUAUGCUCCAGUUGAGGUAACAAACAAAGGCGAUACUUGUACAGGAGGUGUUUAUCAAUUACGUCAAGGUCAGCAGAGACGUAUACAAGUCAGAGUUAAACCCGUUCAAAACUCGGGAACUUUGCCGAUUAUUUGCCAAUCAAUUGUAAAAGUAGAAGUUGGGAGCAUUUUAGUGCGUUCUCGACUCCAAAAACAGCUUGAUUCCUAUCAAGAUGAAGAUCUUGCCACUUUAAGGGAAAAAUGGAGUGAAGCGUUAAUGAGAAGACGGCAGUAUUUAGAUCAGCAGAUCAAGAAACUUAUAGAUAAAACAAAUAAAACAGAACAAGAUAUAGAAAGAGAACAAAGUCUGGUUAAUCAAUGGGUCAAUCUUACUGAAGAAAGGAAUGCUGUAUUAGUACCUACACCAGGUUCUGGAAUACCUGGAGCACCUGCCGUUUGGGACCCACCAUUGGGCAUGGAAUCGUAUGUUCCCGUUUUGUUCCUCGAUUUGAAUGCUGAUGAUUUAUCUACACAUAAAUCAGGCGAGGAAGUAACAGUUGCCGGUUUAAACUCCAUCUUGCCUAAAGAGAUAACAAGUGUGUUUUACAGUUUACAUAUCUUGCAGCAUUUGGAAAAAGAUGUUUGUGCCGUUGUUUCUUGGGACUCAUCAAUUCAUGAUAGUAUUCAUUUAAAUAAAAUAACCGAACCAAACGACAGAGUUUAUAUGAUUUUAAAGACAACUGUACGAUUGUCUCAUCCUGCUCCAAUGGACCUUGUACUCAGGAAACGAUUAGCUUUGAACAUUUACAAACGCCAAAGUCUCACCGAUAGAAUUAAGAGGAAAAUUGUUCGCACAGACAUUCUAACACAAACAGGCGUUACAUACGAAGUUGUCUCAAAUAUUCCUAAAGCUAGUGAAGAAUUAGAAGACCGUGAGUCUUUGGCUCAAAUUGCCGCUUCAGGAGAAGACACAUCAUUAUGUGAUGGAGAGACAUAUAUCGAAAAAUAUACAAAAGGUGUAAGCGCAGUUGAAAGUAUUUUGACGUUAGACCGUCUCCGACAAAGUGUUGCUGUGAAGGAACUUUUGCAAGCCAAAGGUCAACCUCUAAUGCGCAAAACUGCUAGUGUACCUAACUUCUCUCAGUUGAUGAGAUUAGACAUGAGCACAGAGUCCCUGAACAUGCCUCGUUCUGAAAGCGUUACAGAACUCAAUAGCGAGCCUCUGGCAGGAUUACCAUUGAGAUCAUCUAGAAGCAGUUUUUCGAAAGACCCGGAUAUGACACCUCCCAAACCAUUUGGAAUCGCUCGUCCGACGUUCUUAAAUUUGAGUUUAAAUCUUAACUCACUGCGUUUACAACAGCCCAACAGCUGUACCAAAUUGAGUAUGACCUCUCCGGCCAAUCAAAAAAUUGGACACAGAAUGACAACUCUUCAUGAAGAACAAAUUCCACAACCACGAAAACAUUCAUUGGACCUUGAUGAAAUGUUGGAAGAAAAAAGUGACGACCUGGAAAGAAAUGACGAAGAAAGUAGUGACAAUUCAGUUUUAAAAUCAAAAAAUAACAUUAAAAGAGGUUUACCGACUUCGAGAACCUUAGAUUCGUUGAUCGAGUUGGUGCCGAAGACCGGUACUCCUUCUGUAAGUUCGAGUGGAUACGGGUCACAAGCUGUGUCAUCAACUAACUUAUCAAGUGAAGAUUCCAUGUCUUUAAGAAGUGCAGAAGAAACUCCUGACCAUGAGUUUAAGCAUACUAUUGCUGAUUUAAAGCCUGUAUCAGAAGUUAACGACAUUAAUAUGGAAAAGAGCGAUGAAAGUACAGAGGAACAACUUUCUGAUAAUAAAACAGACGUAACUGAAAAUGACGUGAGUAGUUUAAGUGACGUUGUAGAAGCAGAUUCUGAGACAAGUACACAUUUUAAAUCAUCCGGAAAAACUACUAAACGUACCAAAAAUAUAAAAAAUUCACAACAACGUGCUUCUUUCCCUCAAGGUCGUAAUACUGCUUCUGACAACAAACUUUCCAAUCGUUCUGAAAGGAAAGCAUCUUUAUCAAAUAACGGGGAUAAUAUGAGUAGCUCCUGCGAAAAAUUAGAAGAUGACAGUGAAGUUUCAAAUUAUGGUUCGAGAGCCGAUUUAAAUAAAAUAAGCGACGUUCCAGUACCAGAUUGGGUUGUUUUAGGUGAAAGCGUCCUUAUAAGACCUUACAAUUCAUCUGGUGUGAUAGCUUAUAUAGGCCCAACAGAGUUUGCUAACGGUACGUGGAUUGGUGUUGAACUGGAUGCCCCAAAAGGAAAAAAUGAUGGUUCUGUCCAAGGUAUCCGUUAUUUUUCGUGCCGCCCAAAACAUGGAAUGUUUGUACGAGCUGACAAACUAAUUUUGGAUAGGAGAGGUAGAGCCAUGCGUUCCUAUAAGAAUGAGAUUCAGAAUUGCAUUUCUGGAAAGGACUCGGUAGUUCCUAAAAUAGCACAACGUUGGAGUUUGUUAAGUAAUAAUAUUUUGAAGUAGAGUGACUAGAAUAACAUAUCUGACGUGUUUCACUAAGAAAAAUAUAAACGAUAUGAAACGACAACCCCAUUACAUGUCCCAUAGAUGUGAUAGUCUGCAAAGUAAUCAGAAAAACAUCCCAGUGCUAGAAUUUUUUGUAUCAACUUAUCGUUAGUAACUGAUGAAGUGACUUGACACUGUAUAAAGCCAGCCAAUUUGAAUAUAUCUUUAUUCACAUUCCAGCAGUUUUCUAGUCGAUUCAAAUAAUAACUUUGUAAUCAAUUUGAUAUAUUGACACAUUUACCUGCUCUUUCCAGUCCCCAUAACGAACAUUGUAAAUAUCAUUUGUGUUCAUCUGGAGUAUUGUCUCUGUCCAUAUUUGCUAAAUAAAGUAAUAAUAAUUAUAAGAAUAAAUAUUGUAAUUACAAGAUUAUAGGCUGCUAAUGUGAAUUUACAUCGGAUGAUGAUGAUAAUUCAUUUUUCAUGUACACACAUUAAUUAUAUAAAAUUGCAUGUAAAGUAGUAAUGAAGAUGCUUUAAAAUGUCUGUUGAUUCAGUACAACAAAAGUAGAAUUAUUCUGUUCCUUGUGAUUAUUAAAAUCAAAGGCGUUGAGCUGUAAAACUAUAUUUGUAUAAAAAAUUAUAUUUAAGAUUUAAUUUGUAAAUUGCACUUUUAUAUAGUUAAUUAUUUAUUGCAACUAAGUUUGGUUUAUCUUGUUGUAAUUUUUGCGAAGGUUGUAUUUAUACAUACACCUAAUGACACAUUCUUAUUGCAUGUUCGGGCAUUGCAUUGUAUGUACUUACUUUUUAAACGCACUUCAAUAUAUACACAUAUUAGAAUUAGCCAUGGUUGCCUAACAAUAUAAGUAUUUUUGUAAUUAUUCAUCUAUUUAAACCAGCCUUUUAAUGUAAUUUAUUUUGCCUUUACAAUGGGUUUGUUGUACAUUUUGUUUAAGCUGCAUAAUAGUAAUUUUAUUCUGUAAAUUUUGUUGUUAACUUUUAUAUCUAUACCAUUAAAUUAUUACUUUCUGUU
Molecule: messenger RNA, 6618 nt
Organism: Agrilus planipennis (emerald ash borer)
Lineage: Eukaryota; Metazoa; Arthropoda; Insecta; Coleoptera; Buprestidae
Gene: Khc-73
Product: kinesin-like protein KIF13A
Exons: 23
Coding region: 180-5606 (1808 amino acids)
Biological process (GO): cytoskeleton-dependent intracellular transport; microtubule-based movement
Cellular component (GO): kinesin complex; microtubule
Molecular function (GO): microtubule motor activity; ATP binding; ATP hydrolysis activity
Source: RefSeq, a predicted model, not a curated record